This is a messenger RNA of Toxotes jaculatrix (banded archerfish), 4601 nucleotides long. Its product is annotated as arrestin red cell. Bases 195 to 1418 code for a protein of 407 amino acids. The record is from RefSeq and is a predicted model, not a curated record. Gene Ontology annotation, molecular function: angiotensin receptor binding. Gene Ontology annotation, biological process: positive regulation of ERK1 and ERK2 cascade; G protein-coupled receptor internalization; signal transduction. Gene Ontology annotation, cellular component: cytoplasm. The transcript has 16 exons. Lineage: Eukaryota; Metazoa; Chordata; Actinopteri; Toxotidae.
UCCUGCCUUUGCGGAAGCCAGAGGAGCCGAGGCGGCGCUAAAUUAAAUUAGCAUACUAACAAGUUAGCUGUGCACCGAUGUGGAUGGACCCGUGAACGGAGCUGCCCGAAGAAAGACACCUUUUCUAAAGUCAAGACACCACCGAUUCCUGGCUCAUUUUGUUGGGAUCUCCCUGCCGUCUGCCUGCCGAGGAGAUGGGGGACAAGGCGGGCACCAGAGUUUUCAAGAAGUCGAGCCCCAACUGUAAGGUGACAGUUUACCUGGGAAAGAGAGACUUUGUGGAUCACCUGGACCACGUGGACCCAGUAGAUGGAGUGAUCCUCGUCGACCCCGAGUACCUGAAAGACAGGAAAGUCUUCGUCACGCUGACCUGUGCGUUUCGAUAUGGCCGUGAGGACCUGGACGUGCUGGGUCUGUCUUUCAGGAAGGAUCUCUACAUCUCCACCUUCCAGGCCUUCCCUCCGGUGCCGGAGGAGCGGAAACCAAACAGCCGGCUGCAGGAGAGGCUGCUGAAGAAGCUCGGCCAGCACGCACACCCCUUCUACUUCACUAUUCCUCAGAACCUCCCGUGUUCAGUCACUUUACAGCCCGGCCCAGAGGACACUGGGAAGGCCUGUGGUGUGGACUUUGAGAUCAGAGCUUUCUGUGCCAAGUCAAUAGAAGAGAAGAUUCACAAGAGGAACUCAGUGCGUCUGGUGAUCAGGAAGGUUCAGUACGCUCCAGAGAAACCUGGUCCUCAGCCCAUGGUGGAGACGACCCGCAGCUUCCUGAUGUCUGACAGAUCCCUGCAUCUGGAGGCCUCUCUGGACAAGGAGCUGUAUUACCAUGGAGAGCCCAUCAGCGUCAAUGUUCACGUCACCAACAACUCCACCAAGACCGUGAAGAGAGUCAAGAUUUCCGUGCGUCAGUAUGCAGACAUCUGCCUGUUCAGUACUGCCCAGUAUAAAUGUCCCGUGGCCCAGCUCGAGGCAGAUGACCAGGUGUCGUCCAGCUCCACCUUCUGUAAGGUGUACACUCUGACCCCGACGCUCGACAAGAACAGAGAGAAGAGGGGACUCGCUCUGGACGGAAAACUCAAACAUGAGGACACCAACCUGGCCUCCUCCACCAUUGUGAAGGACGUCACCAACAAAGAGGUUCUGGGGAUCCUGGUGUCCUACAGAGUCAAAGUGAAGCUGGUGGUCUCUCGUGGAGGAGACGUGUCGGUGGAGCUGCCCUUCAUCUUAAUGCAUCCUAAACCUGUGGAUCCGCCGGUGUCCCGCCCACAGUCAGCUGUGCCAGAGAUGGACCCCCCCAUCGACACCAAUUUGAUAGAAUUCGACACAAACAGCAUCUCUCAAGACGACGACUUCGUCUUCGAGGACUUCGCCCGCCUGCGACUCAAAGGCGUCGUGGACGACAAGGAUGAGGACUGCUAGGAGCUCGCCAACCCUUCAUAUGCUUGCUUCACAACCACACACACACACACACACACACACACACACACACACACACACACUCUUCAUGUUACAUUCCCCGGUGGAGGGAAUGGAUGAGGGCAUGUUUGGACGGGGGCCUCGCAGGGGCACGGUGGUGUUCUUCCUCUCUUGCUUCAGCCAUUCGUCACGCCGCCGCCAUUUUUCCCGAUCACCGUCUUGUACAAACAGGAUAUAUAUUUGAAACAUAGAAAAAAUAAUCUUCUACGAGCAGUUGAGGUCUGUGUUCAGUGGUGAUCGCUGUUUUUCUUCGAGUAAAUACUGUAGAUGCUUUUUACAUCAUGGCUGCAAAGGGAGGAAACACGCACGCACACGCACGCACACGCACACACACACACACACACACACACACACAGCAGUCUUACACAAGCAACUGAAGUUCGAUUUCACCAGCAUCCACUCACCUGCUGUCGUCACACUCUGACCCCGCCCCCCGUCCCGUUCUGUCGCUGCUCUCUUCUCUCUUCUUCUUUUUCACCAUUCCAGCGUCGAUGAGUUUGCUUUGGUUCACAUCGUUCAGUGGUUAAACGCGCGCCUGGUGUUUGUCUUUGUUUUUCUUACUGUCAUUAAAGUUUGUGACGCUGAGCUCUCAGCUCCGAGGCCACUUUAAAACCACCUGACAGGUGCGGGUCGAUGUUUCUGAGUAUUUUAGGAUCCAAGGACACGAGUCGAUCUAAAGCAGCUCUGAGCUGCACGGACUCUGUGAAUGACCUCUGUUUGAAUCCAUUUACUCCUGCGUAAAAAAAGGCUGAGUCAUUGUCUGAAGCAAACAGGACACGUGCUCACUGUGGAUGAUCCGGGAGUUAAAAAACGUAAAGUCAGAUUUUACCCGGUGAGGAUGCGCAUCAGAGCUUCUCUGAUCAGUAAUGUUACAGGAUCGAUUCUUUUUUUUAUGUGAAAUAUAUUUGUUGGUAUUUCACGUGCCACACUGCGCGUGAACGUAAAAGCAGGCCAGGCUUCAGUCACGUGACCUGGCAGUUCACAGAAAGUUCAGUGUAAUCGAUCAGUAAUCGAACAGUAAGAAAGAUGCAGGGACUCACCAGACUCCGCUCACAUCGGACUUUUCCUUUCGAACCAGGUUUUAGAUCGGGUUUCUGUUUCUCGGGCUCGUUUAGCUGCGGUCACUGAACUGGACUGAGACUUUCCACCUUCCUCAGACCGGAAGUAAAAAGCGUCGCCUCUGAACGUAAAGCUGCGCAGUGAAGGCGGUUUGUGCGGGAACAGUCUGAGUCCGUCCGCCCGCGUGUUGGAGGGAAACACUGGGACCUGUCGUUUGGUUCAUCAUCAUCAUCAUCAUCAUCAUCACCAUCGUCUCUGUGUCAAAUCCAAACCAAACACGUUUAAUUACAGUGAGAGUUUGUUACUCAGUAAACGGUAAAAGCUGCUCGGUGCCUUCUACAUCUCACUGUUGCCAAUUUAACACUUUUAAUUGCCAGUUUGUUGUUUGUGAUUAAGACAGAAAAACUUUAGAAUUCGCAUCAUUUUCGUUGAGAAACUGAAGUUUGUGAUUUGUUUGUUACUCAACAGUAAAAUUUAGAAAAAACUAAGGACAGAAAAAAGGAAAAAACAAAAACCUGCGUCAGUUCAACGUCCGAUCACCUGACUGAAUAAAAUCUUUAUUCAUGUAAAUUUUCUGAACUUUCUCUUAGAAUUGCAGCUUAAUUCUCAUGUCGUGACUGAAACCAGGACUUUGAUUCAUUCGUGUAAUAUUUUGCCUUUUUCCUCAGAAAACUGUUUACUCUUUAAAUGUUAUUAAUAUUUACAACUUUAUUUUGUAAAUGAGCUUUUUUCGCCUUUAUCCUGCAGCACCGCUGCUUUUUAAACUGUUUCCUGAUAAUGUUCCUAAUUAUUCUCAUAACGACACUUUUAAUAAUAGUUUUAUUUCCCACUGUCCCUGAAUCUGCAGUGAGAACAUCGCCGGGCUUUUCCGUCGUUGAUGCCAUUUGAAUAAAUAUCGUAUGAGAAUGAGCGAAUUAAAAUCUGUGCCAUGAAAAACUCGGUGAAAGCCUCAGAAAACAUGAUGUGAUGAAACUAAAGCAGACGGCUCCCGUGUUGAACCUCCUCUCCUCUCCUCUCCUCUCUCCUCCCCUCCUCUCCUCCCCUCCUCUCCUCUCCUCUCCUCUCCUCCUCCUCCUCCUCCUCUCCUCUCUCCUCUCUCCUCCCCUCCUCUCCUCUCCUCUCCUCUCCUCUCCUCUCCUCCUCCUCCUCCUCCUCUCCUCUCUCCUCUUCCUCUCCUCUCUCCUCCUCUCCUCUCCAUCGUCCUCCUUUCCUCUCCAUCGUCCUCCUUUCCUCUCCAUCGUCCUCCUUUCCUUCCGGAUGUUUCCUCGGUUCAGACUCAGACGUGAUGUGAAGGCCUUCAGCAGCUCCGCUUUUCUCGGGUCGAUGUUUUUCCAACACUCGUGCGUCGCCGUCGAAUCAGUCUCUUUAACGAGUUUUGUGUUUUUAUCUUCCCCUAAAAAAAACCCAAACCCUGCACAGAUCACAGAUCAGAGGCGGACAGACCGACCCUCAGAGCCGCACACGGGUUUUCCUCGGUGAUCUUUUUCAUGCUUGGCCCUUUUUCCAAACUUGUUUGAUGAGACAUGAAGUUCAUCGGUUAGUCGACUUGCUUCACACGAACCAACAAACUUUUAUUUUUGAAUCUAAACUGCCAAACUCCCUCCCUCCCUCUCUUCCUCCUCCUCCUCCUCAGUCAGUCCGUCAGUCAGUGAAGAAGAAACCGACUCGGAGCAUGUUUUCCAUUUUUGAUUUUUUUUCCAAGCAGUGCUGUGAAUCGUACGAGCUGUGAUUCUGUCCUUACUUUGUCGUGCAUAUGUGGGGUAACUUUGCUAAGUGUGAAAAUAUUUUUGAAGUGCCACGCCCCGGCCUGUGCGAUGCUUACCAUAAUGUCUAUAACACAGGAGAUGAUUUGUGCUGGUGGGACGAACACCAGAAAAGAUAGAAUUACAAUUAUUAUGCUUCUGAUUAUUAUUAUGGUGACUAUUAUUAUUACUUCUACUGUAUCAUCAUCUGCGACCAUGAUUAUUCUCAUAAUCAUUUAAGAGUCUAUUGUUUUGCCAUGUAUUUUUUAUUUUGAGAUUUUUAUUUUAGUUUUCUUUUUAUUAUUAAAGGUAAAAUGAACUAACA